Messenger RNA from Chinchilla lanigera (long-tailed chinchilla), 13273 nucleotides. RefSeq names its product replication timing regulatory factor 1 (gene Rif1). Gene Ontology annotation, biological process: telomere maintenance. NCBI's taxonomy places the organism in Eukaryota, Metazoa, Chordata, Mammalia, Rodentia, Chinchillidae. Gene Ontology annotation, cellular component: nucleus. The record is from RefSeq and is a predicted model, not a curated record.
ACUCACAUUUCCAGUCAGAACUCAGAGCUGAGCAGUGCUGCUCUUCAGGCCUUGGGCUUUUGCUUAUAUAAUCCCAAAGUUACUUCAGGGUUAUCAGAAGCAAAUAUGCAAGAGCUGCUUUCACAGUUGAAUGAUAUUGUUAAAAGUUCAGACAAAAAUGUACGUACCAGGGCUCUUUGGGUAAUAUCCAAACAGACGUUUCCCACUGAAGUUGUUGGCAAAAUGGUAUCCGCUAUAAUUGAUACAUUAGAAAUAGUGUUUAAUAAAGGAGAGAUACAUUCUGCUGUUGUUGAUUUCGAAGCAUUAAAUGUUAUCAUAAGGUUAAUCGAACAAGCCCCAGUUCAGAUGGGAGAAGAGUCAGUGAGGUGGGCAAAACUGGUCAUACCUUUAGUGGUUCAUUCAGCACAGAAAGUACACUUGCGGGGAGCCACUGCUCUGGAGAUGGGAAUGCCAUUGUUGCUUCAGAAACAACAAGAAAUAGCAUCCAUUACAGAGCAUCUUAUGACCACUAAAUUGAUCUCAGAACUGCAAAAGCUAUUUAUGAGUAAAAAUGAGACCUAUGUUUUAAAAUUAUGGCCCUUGUUCGUCAGACUUCUUGGAAAGACCUUGCAUCGAAGUGGGAGUUUCAUCAACUCUUUGCUACAGCUAGAAGAACUGGGAUUUCGAAGUGGAACACCCAUGAUUAAAAAAAUAGCUUUUAUUGCUUGGAAGAGCUUAAUAGAUAAUUUUGCUUUAAAUCCAGAUAUAUUGUGUAGUGCAAAAAGACUGAAGUUGUUAAUGCAGCCGUUGAGUUCCAUCCAUGUGAGAACAGAAACUCUGGCAUUAACAAAACUGGAAGUUUGGUGGUAUUUGCUGAUGAGACUUGGACCUCACCUCCCUGCUAAUUUUGAACAGGUUUGUGUGCCGCUGAUUCAGAGCACAAUAAGUGAUUCCAGUGCUUCCCCUCCAGGAAAUUCAUCUCGUGUAACUGCUUCUCCAGGAUUAAGCCCUGUGACUCCUGUACACAAAGGUGCUUCCCCAUAUGGAGUUCCUGUAACUCCGCGGAUGAACAUGAGCACAAGUUUGGGUGGAAUGGCAGCAAUCCCCUCCAUUCAGCUUUUGGGACUUGAGAUGCUGCUGCAUUUUUUGUUGGGUCCAGAAGUCUUGAGUUUUGCCAAACAACACAAACUUGUAUUGAGCCUAGAACCACUUGAACAUCCAUUAAUCAGCAGCCCUUCUUUUUUUUCCAAACAUGCGCAUACACUUAUCACUGCUGUUCAUGACAGCUUUGUUGCAGUUGGGAGAGAUGCUUCUGAUGCAGUUGUCAAUGCUAUCUGGAAGGAGCUAAUUAGCUUAGUGAAUUCACUUACCGAAUCUGGUAACAAAAAGGAGAGACCAGGUUCUGAAGUAUUGACCCUCCUACUAAAAUCUUUAGAAAGCAUAGUGAAAUCCGAAGUACUUCCUGUAUCGAAAACACUGGUCCUCAUGGAAAUCACAAUUAAAGGACUUCCUCAGAAAGUAUUAGGUUCACCAGCAUAUCAGGUUGCUAAUAUGGAUAUUCUUAAUGGAACUCCAGCUUUGUUCUUAAUUCAGUUAAUUUUCAGCAAUUACCUCCGGGAAUGUGGUACAGCAGAUGAAAGGUUUUUUCUCAAUCUGGAAUCACUUGUAGGCUGUGUGCUUUCUGGUCCAACUUCACCACUAGCUUUUAGUGACUCCGUUUUAAGUGUUAUCAAUCAAAACGCAGUGCAGUUGGAAAAUAAGGAGCAUCUCUGCAGAAUGUGGAGCAUUAUAGUCACUCCAUUGACCGAAUUGAUUAAUCAGACCAAUGAAGUAAAUCAAGGUGAUGCCUUAGAACAUAAUUUUAGUGCCAUCUAUAGUGCAUUGACUUUACCAAUAAAUCAUAUUUUUUCAGCACAGAGAUUUCCUGUGGUAACCAUGAAGGCUUUACUUCGAACUUGGUCAGAAUUAUACAGAAUAUUUGCUCGCUGUGCUGCUUUGGUGGCAACUGCAGAAGAGAAUUUAUGUUGUGAAGAACUUUCUUCUAAGAUAAUGUCCACUUCGGAAGAUGCAGCCUUUUUGAAUUUGUUGUUUCUGGACAGGAUCAUCCAUAUUAUUACUGUAAUAGCUGAUUGCAUUGACUUUUCACCAUAUAAUAAUAAAUACCAGCCCAAAGUUAAAUCACCACAGAGAUCUUCAGACUGGGCCAAAAAGAAGAAAGACCCUCUGGGAAGAUUGGCCUCUUUGUUUAAGCUUAUUGUAAAAGUGAUCGGCUCCUUCCACACCUUGAGCUUCGAGGAGGCUCAUUCUGACUCUCUGCUUGGUAUUGGCAGCUCAGUCAUCAGCGUGAUUUCCAGUCUGCUCGGGCACAUUUCUUUGCCUUCUGCGAUUCGAAAAAUAUUUACAGUAUUAACAAGGCCCUUGGCAUUAUUUUAUGAAAACACCAACCUUGAUGAAGUUCCUAAAGUGUAUAGUUCUCUGAACAACAAGUUAGAAAAGCUACUAGGAGAAAUUACUACCUGUCUGCAGUUUAGCGCUGGGACUUUUGACAGUGAACUUCUGGAACAGCUCUCCCCACUGCUAUGCAUAAUAUUUCUGCAUAGGAAUAAACAGAUUCGAAAGCAGACCGCUCAGUUCUGGAAUGCCACGUUUGCUAAAGUAGCGAUGUUGACCUACCCUGAAGAGUUAAAGCCAGUACUAAGAGAAGCCAAACAAAAAUUUUUGCUUCUGUUGCCUGGUUUGGAAAAUGUUGAAAUAAUGGAGGAAUCUAGUGGAUCAUAUUCAGAUACAACAGAAAAUUCACAAUUAAAUAUGAAGAUAAGUGGUAUGGAAAGAAAAUCAAAUGGAAAAAGAGAUUCUUUUUUGGCACAAACAAAGGAAAAAAAAGAAAAUAUGAAGCCGUCUGCCAAACUAAAACGAGAAUCUUCAUCUCCAAAAGUAAAGAGUGAACUUCUUUUGGAAGAGGAAAAGUCUACCGAUUUUGUGUUUAUACCUCCAGAAGGAAAAGAAUCAAAAGAAAGAAUAUUAACUGAACAUCAAAAAGAGGUUCUCAAGACAAAGCGGUGUGAUAUUCCUGCCAUGUAUAAUAAUCUGGAUGUUUCACAAGAUACCUUAUUCACUGAUUGCUAUAGUCAGGAAGACUCUAUACAAACUUCUACUUUAACUGAAAAACCAAAGGAGGAUACCAAGAUGGUGAUUAAGGAGGAGCAAGUGAAGAGUGACACUGUUGUUCAAGAUGCCUUGGAAAACUGUGGUAUGGACGAACAUAGCAAAAAGGCUUCUUUUUCAAGUAACGAGUGUGGUUUUGUUCCCAAAACCAGUCCAGAAAUACUGAGCAGUAAUAAUGAAGCCAGAAAAAACACUUUAAUUUCAUCAAAGAAAACUUCAACUGAAUGUACAUCUAGUGCAGAAAAUUCGUUAGUCUGCAGUCGCUCAGUUUCUGAUGCCAGUAUUUCUGGAACCCCUCCCCCAUAUCCUACAAGUCGGAGGCAAAGCUUUAUUACCUUGGAGAAGUUUGGUGGUUCAGAUACUAGACCUUUCAGCCCAUCCUCCUUGGGUAAUAUGUCAUCAAGUGUUUCAGUGCAGAAAACCCAGGAAAACAUGACUACAACGGACAGCACACCAAAAACAAAGAAGAGAGAAGUGGUGCAUUCAAAAUCUGAUUCAGAAAAAAACCCGAAUGGAGUUAAGAGAUCAAGCCGAAGACUGAAUAAAGCUGAGAAGUCAGCAAGUAAAAGAUCUAAACCCUUAAUAAAAUCUGAACAGGAGGAAAAGAAAGAAUCGGUCGAAAGCACAGUAGCCUUAGAAAAUAACUCACCUGAUUUGUUUAAUCAAACAGAAUGUUCAUCAGAUGGUCAGGUUCAUUUAUCUGAAUCUGUUCCAGAGCAUGAAGAUAGAAAGCCUAAACCAGCAGUAGAAAAUACUGUGUUAUUGGAAAACAGUACUGUCCAAGAGAAAAACAUGGGGAUUAAUUUAGAAUCUAAAGAAAAUACGCCUCCAGCAGUAACCCCAGCAGAUCAGACAGUAAAUGAAGAUAGUCAGAGUCAGGUAACUCCAAGUCAGAAAAUCCUGAGACGGUCUUCAAGGCGACGAUCAGAAAUAACAGACACUAUUGGUGAUAAACAAGAUAAGGAAAAUAGUCAUCAAAAACGGGAAAGACGAAAGGAAGAGGAAAAACCUCAGGGUUUCUUGCAUGUAAAAGAUGAUGUAUUACCUAAACAACAAACUGGACAGGAAAACUUACUUGAGAAAGGAAAUUACUUACAUGAGAAGGCUUCUGAUGAAAGCAGUGCUAAUGCUGACACUGACCAAAAUAAAAGAAAAUCAGACCUUGAGAAUGUUAAUUCUGAGGGAGGUGGUGCCCUGGACGCUGCAGACAAGUCCUCUGAGAAACCUUUAAGAGGAAGAACACGCUAUCAGACAAGAAGGGCGUCUCAGGGAUUGCUCUCCAGCAUUGAAAACUCAGAGUCUGAUAGUUCUGAGGCAAAAGAAGAAGGUUCAAGGAAGAAGAGAUCUGCAAAAUUGAAAAACAAAAGCAGUGACAGUGUUGAUACUGAAGAACAAGAGGGAAAAAUGGUAGAAGGGGAGUCAGUAACUGUCAAGAAUCACACACAGAAUUAUAAAGCAAUUUCUGAAGUAGAUGUAGAGAAAAGGCCUCCCGUGUAUGAAAAAGGUGAAAGUAAUGCUGUGAUACUUGAGUGUUCUACAGCAUCUGCAGAUAAAUUGCACGUUUCUGACGAUGUGCCAAAUACAUGUGAGGGGAAAACUAAGACUAGCGAAAGUUCAGAACACUCCUUAGCAAAAGUUCAGAGUACUCCUUCGUCUAUCCCAGAAUCAAAUUUGAGGACUAGAAAUGCUAGUAAGAGAUUACUCAAGCGAGAUUCUGAUAGCAGCAGUGUGGGAGAAUGUUCCAGAAUUGGAACACCAGAAAUUUCUACGCCUCCUGAAAAAAAUGUCCAGAUAUAUGAAUGCCACCAUAAGAGAAGUCGGAGGGUGAGGCGAUCUAAAGGUUGUGAUUGCUGUGGGGAAAAAUCUCAACCUCAGGAAAAGUCAUCCAUUGGGUUAAAAAACACAGAAAAUACUGAAAUAAAGAGCAGUGAAAUGAAAAAGAUGGAUGUGCAAACACCUGACACUGUAGUAGAAGCGGCUUCUAAAGCUCAUUUGUGUUCUGAAGUGAAACAUUUAGAUGAACAUGCAAGUGUGAAUUUUAAUUUGGUUCUCAAGGGGAAUGAUACUGUUAGUGAAAACAUACUUGAACCUGAAACUAAGUCGAAAGAAAAUACUAUACAAAAAUCUUCUGAAGUAGUAAAUUUGGAAGAAAAACCUCAUGAAAGGGAUUCUGGUGAAGCAGUAUGUCCUGUAAGUGAAGAGCCAUCUAGUAAAAAAUUUAAAGCUGUGGACCCAUGUUUAGGUGAUCUCAGGGACAUUUCUGAGGAAUGUCAUUUGGACGCCACGGAAGGAAAGCCAGAAACACCCCUAAAAAGAGAACUUCGUGUUGCUAAUAUUGAAGAAGGAAAUGCAUGUAAAACAAGAGGAGGCUCCAGUACAGAGCUAGCAAAAGCUAUGGAACUGGAUGCAGAAAACUAUACAUCUGAAGCUAGUGUUUCUGAGAAAGAGUGCAUCAAAACUGACACUUCUGAAUUGGCAACAGAGGAGUGUAAGAGUAGUGACAGACCUAGUGCAGAAACAGCUGACAAAUUAGAUGCUGAAGAAGUGACAGCUGAGAAAUUUGGUUCAGGUAUUGGGCUUGGUGAUAACACCGUACCUAUUAAUGUGAAACCUCAGACUGAGAUCUCUGAACAAAUAGCAGGUGGGGAAUUAGGUGACAGAAGUAAUGAGUCAGAUUCCGCCUCAUCUAAACAAAUGAAUGCUGAAGUGGAAAACUAUGAAGAAAUGGUUAUUGGUCACAUGAAUCAUGAAAUCGGCAGUGUCACAGAAACAGAGGAUGAGGACGUGACUGCUCAAACUAAGUUGGAAGAAAGCAAAACAGAACAGUUGAAUGCAGAACUUGACAGUUUUGUUCCUGACACACUCGAAAUGAGCACUGAAGAAGGAAGGGUUGAGUCUAAGAAAACGGAAACAAACAUUGAACUUAGUAAGUCUGAGGAAACAAAUUUAGGUGACAGUCCAGUGGCGGUGGGAAGUGAUGUUUUACUGGAAGAUAGCCAUACUCCAGAUAAAACGGAAGAACCAUCACAGUCUUCGACGUCUGAAACGACUAUCUCUGAACUCGUAAUGGAAAACAAUGAUUCAUCUCCUGAAAAAUUGAGGGAACUUGAUUCUUUACUCCUGUCAGCAAAUGACAGUCCUGGUGGCAUGCAGACACGUUGUGUCUGGUCUCCCUUGGCUUCUCCGUCCACCAGCAUUCUGAAGAGAGGACUGAAACGACUGCAAGAAGACGAGGUCUCGUCACCUGUUAAUAAGGUUCGCCGUGUCUCCUUUGCAGAUCCAAUAUAUCAAGCAGGAUUGGCAGAUGACAUUGAUAGGCGAGGCCCUCUUGUUAGGUCUCAUUCUUCAAAUAACUCUCCUGUCAUAAAAAGUGUUAGAACCUCACCUACUUCACAAACUAAGCAUAACACCACUUCAGCCAAAGGAUUUCUGUCCCCAGGAUCACGUAACUGUAAAUUUAAGACCUCAAAGAAGUGUUUAAUUACAGAGAUGGCGAAGGAAUCUACGCCAUACCCCUCAGGAAGUGUCUACCCAGCUUUGAUGAACUGUGUAGCACCAGUUGACAUCAUUUUACCUCAGAUUACAUCAAAUAUGUGGGCAAGAGGUCUGGGACAACUUAUCAGAGCCAAGAAUAUAAAAACUAUUGGGGAUUUGAGUACUCUUACGGCCUCAGAAAUAAAAACGCUUCCUAUUCGUUCUCCAAAAGUGUCGAAUGUGAGGAAGGCUCUCCGAAUGUAUCAUGAACAGCAGAUGAAGUCUCAAGGACUUGAAGAAAUUCCGGUUUUUGAUAUUUCUGAGAAAACACUAAAUGGAAUAGAAAAUAAAUCAGCGGAUGAAGAAAGACUUGCCUCAGAUUUGAUUGAUCCUGUCACUUUAGAAACUCCAUUAUCCAAAAAUCUUGUGGCACAAAUUAGUGCUCUUGCUCUUCAGUUGGAUUCAGAAGAUCUCCAUAACUAUUCAGGAAGUCAGCUAUUUGAAAUGCACGAGAAACUUGGUACUAUGGCGAACUCUAUAAUAAAAAAUCUGCAGUCACGUUGGAGAUCACCAGCCAAUGAAAAUUCUAGUUAGUAUCUUAAGGGAAAAUUGAAGAUUCUAAAACCUGUCCUUACUUCUUGAUUGGUAAAAACAUGGUUUAACAUAGUGCAGAAUUUAAGAGGAAACUGCAAAGUUAGUAACAUUUAACACUGUGAAGGGCAAUGAUUUUAUUGUGUAAGUACAGUUUCUUAAUUUCAUUAGGUAAGUUUUUUUUUUUUCCUGAACCAUAUUUUCUUGGAUACUCUGUAUAGUUUUUCGUGAAAUUUAAAUAUUUCACUGAAAUUGAAAGCAAAAGUAGAAACACGCAUACAUUUUAUUCCAUAUUUUGAACUCUUAUUUUGGUGAAGUGUGUAAUGCAAAAUAAGUCAAAUUUUGUUUAUUAUUCCUAUUUUGUUUUACCAGAGGUUUGGGAAAUAUGUUCCUGGUAAAACAGUUCAAAAGAGAAGCAAAAAAAACUGGGAUUUUUUUUUCCCACCUGUAGAUGUCACCUUUGGACAACUUGGAAGAAAAAUUUUAAAAUGCCAAGUUUCAACUUCUUAGGUUAAAAUAUUAAUGCAGAAUGUACUAAAAUCCCAUUCCUUUGCAUUACCAAAUACUUGUGCAGCAGCAUUUGCCUGUGAAAAUUUACUCUGGAGACAUGCAGUAUUCAUUGCUAAGUGCGUGACUGUUUGUACAUUAUGUAUAGAUGGCAUUUAAUUUAUAAAUUUCAACCCUCAUUGAUUGCAUGAGUUUUUCUUCAGCUUUUUGUGAAUACCUUGGUUUUGUUUAAUUGAAACAUUUGUAUAUAUUUAAUACUGAAAUGUCGAUAUAGGCAGUGGAAAUACUUCACGGGCUUGCUGCAAAUACUUGUAGUGUUCUGUAUCUGCAAAUACAGCAACAGUUUUGUACUUAGUGAAAGGUCUCCAUUAAAACAUGGGUUUAUUUCUAACGUAUCCAGAAAGUAAAAUUAUUGAAACGAGACAAUGUUACGUGACAUCUUUGCUAUUCAUGCCCUUAUUUUUUUUCUUUUGGUCUGGAAGAAGAUACCAGCCACUAGAAAGUGUCUCAUUAACAUUUCUUCUUAAUGAAGAGUUUAGUCUGAGUAUAUAUUCAUUGCAAAUUGGACUAUAAGAAGUCUAGAGAUAAAACCUGCUUUUUCCACCUAUUCGUGAAAGUAAACUUGGAAGAAGUUUGAAACUGUUCUUUUUAUGUAUGUUGUAUGUAUGUUUUGCCAAGUUUAAAAAUAGAGUGUGUAAUUAAAACAUUUGUAAAUUUCACCACGUAGUAUUAGUGCCUGGCUUACCGUAUAUGUUACGUUUUUGUGUGUGUGAGACAGAGACAGGGACUUGCUGUGUAGCCCAGGCUGGUCUUGAACUUGAGAUCCUCUAGCUGUAGUCUCUCUUGAGUGCUCUGAUACAGGUGUGUGCCAACUUGUCCAGCUUAUUUUUGUGGGUUUUUUUUUAAACUAGAGUUUAUCUCACUUGUUCUCUGAUAGGAUCAGUGAGUGAUCUUGUUAGUUGUAUAGUUAACUCCUACUUGGAAAAUAUACUUCUAUGUUAAGUCAUAGACGUACAUCAAGUCAUAGAGAGCUUAACCUUUUGUCUACUUUAAGGUCUCCCUAUCCAGUAGGGAUCUCCAACCAACCCGUAUAAUAAAAAUUGAUUAUCUUUUUUUAUCGAAAUAAGAAAUAUAUUACUAUACAUAUUUUUGGUUUGAAAUGUACACACAUAUAUAGCACAUGUGCGUGUGAUAUGUAUGUACAAUGAUGGUCUUAAAUUCUGGGAUUGUUGAACUAAGAAUUAUAGCUUGAUUAAAAAACUAAACACUCAAAAAUUUUGAAAAUAGAAUCACAGUUGUGGUUUACAAUGUCCAUAUUUAUAAUAAUCAUCUGUAGUCCUUUAGUGUCUUAGGACCAUUAACAAAGUCCACUUUUUUUUUUUUUUUUGAGACAGGAUCUCACUGUGUAGUUCAGGCUGGCCUUGAAUUCACCCACACUGGCCUUGAACUUGCAGUGAUCCUCCUGCCUUAGCCUCCCAAGUACUGGAAUUUAGACCAUUGUAUUUAAUAUUGAAGAAGCACAUGAGUUUGUAUGACACAGGUAUGAGUAAGAAAGGGUGUGUUUGACAAAGGGAUAGCUGCAUACUUUAAUGCAGAGACAGUUCAGAGUAAGUCAGUUUAUUUCGUGACUACAUUGCCAUAAGAUUUGUAUGGACUGUUCUCAUAUGCUAGUGGGAUGAAGUUCUUGGGAAACUGGAUAGUACAGCAGAAAAUGUGACCGAAAUGAUUACCAUGUUUGUACUUAAUUGAAUGUGAUAUAAAUACUAGUUAAAUUGUGGUUCGGUGAACUUGUGCAUAAAAAUACUAUUUGAGGCCAAAUGUCAGCUUGUUGAAUCUUUUUUGGUUGCUAUGGUGACAAGCAUAUAUGUGAAUCGCCUUACUUCAGUAUUCUUGCCUUAAAUUUUCUGCAAAUAUCUCCCUGAAGUAACAAAAGCAUUCAUAUUUUGGUAGGCUCCAAAUGUAUUGUUUCACUAAUAAAAUAGAAUUUUUUCCAGCUCUUUUCUGAUCAUUAAUAAAACAUGGCAGAUAAUACUAACAACAGUCAGAUACGGUUUCUUAAUAAUUACUCACCAGAAGGAUCUAAUGGCACACAGUAUAAUUUCUAACACCUGUGAAAUCUAUUAAAUUGAUUUCAGUGGACCUAAAUUUUCAGUAUUUAAUUGAGUCCAUUAUUUAAAGGUACUGGGCUGUGUCAACAAAUUUGAAACUCCUGGAGCUUUACUCUUAAUUCCAGAUUGUGUAGAUUGAGUGAAUAGUGUAAAUUAAUCAUUUUAGGAGUAAUACAGUCAAAUAUAGGAUUGAAGGCUGAACUUUAAAAGAGUGAUUGUUCCUGACAUUGCCCAUGGAUUCUAUUUUCUGUACAGUUUGAAGGUAGUUAAGGAUUUUGUUACCUAUUUCAGGAUAAUAGAAUUUCAUUUAUUGCAGUAACAAGAAAUAAAAGUGGAAAAAAGUAUGGAAAUCUGUAUCUAAGUGGGAUUUUAAAGGAAUGAAAAUUCUUAAAAAUUGCUGUUGGAAAAGCUAGUUGGUUGAGAUUUAAGAGGAGAUUUGGUAGGUGGAGGAGGCUGUAUUAUUAAACCCAUAUCCAUUUUAUCCCUCAGCCACUUGAAAACCUUUGUAUGUUUCAUACAUAAAAGAUAUAUAUGCAGACACAUACAUAUUAGACUGAACUUCAGGUAUUUAACAGUGCUUUUCGGAUUUGUAGGGUGCAGGUAAAACUGAAUUCUGAUUAAGUAGAUCGAAGUUGGGGUCUGAGAGCCCACGUUUCUAACAGACACCCAGGGUAUCUGCAGGUACCGAUACCAUGAAUUGCACUUGUAAUAGGUUUAAGAGGCUCCAAGCCUUUCUGUAGGUUUUGCUAACCCAAGCAGAUUUAAGUUCUUAAAAUGAAAGAUUAAAGCUAGACUUUUAUAAAUUUCUGAAGUUAAUAAAUCGAGAGUUGCAGACUGUUUUUGAAGCCUUUAACUUAAAGUUUAAAACUCUCUAACAGUUAAGGACAGAUUUUUCUCUCUUUCUGAGCCUCUAAAAAUACGGGAUUUAAAUAAAAACAGGUACCAUUAAGAGUAAGAAUCUCAUUUUACACAGAACCUUGUUAAUGCAUCAGUUUAGACAGCAUUUUCUCAUGAGUGUAUGUGGAUCAUUGUCUCAUUUUCUGUUGAUAGCAACGUUUUCAAAUAAUCAGAAAUACAAUCAGUCUAAAUUUUGCUGUCACUUUAUUAAUAAACGUUGCAAAAGGGAAUAUUAUCUCUUAAGAUUUGUUUGGCAUUAGUAGUGUCAUAAUGAAGACAGAAAUGCUUUGUCAUACUAGUGAGGACUUUUGGUAGCUUGUUAUGUUACUUCAUUGAGAAUUUGUUUUAUUAUAAAAUGUUUGAAAGGUACAGUUGAAUAAUUUGAUUCUUUAAAGUGAAUUUUUCUUGAGCUUGAGCUUGGAUGUCAGAUUUCCCUUACAUGUUUAAACAUGGUAUUGUAAGAAUUGCUUUAAUUCAAGAGACUUUAGAAAGUGAAAAAGUCAUGUAAUAGGAUUUUGAAGUGGGUUUAUCAAGAUUUAUUUGUUGAAGUGAGGCAUGAUAGCUCACAUCUGUAAUACAUACCAGCAUUUUGGAGAGUUGAAUUCAAGAUGAGCCUAGACAUUUAUCGAGACCCUAUCUCAAAAAGUUUGUUACUAAUUGCUUAAAUUAAUGGUUUCUUGGGCCCUGUUAAUGGGAUAUUUACUAUAUGCCAGGUAAAGCUCCACCUUUCAAAUUUGAAGAUCUGUGUGGUACUUUUAAUUAGAGAGUUCACUCAGUUGGGAGAACACAUACUAAAUUUUACAAUGUGUUAACCAUUUUUCUCUUUAUAUACUAAUCCUUUUCCAGUGAACAAUUAAACUUGUUUUUGAUAUCCAAAGAUGACACGUGCUAAGCUGUAACCCCUACUCUUUAAUAAGACUAUAAAACUGAAGGCUAUCUUUCCAAUUGUCGAUGCCAAAGAGAAACCCUGUGUAAUUUAUAUUACACUCACAGAGUUGUAAUUGUGGAUAAAGCUGAACUGUUUAAUAGCAAGCAGCAAUGCUCACAGUAGUUGGUGUACUACGGAGUGAUAAAGUGAGGAGGAAGGGGGAGGGACGUGCCCCCGGAAUUUUAGUGAUGAAGUCAGGCUUUUCAGUGUAGGGACAGGGAGUCCUACACACUGGAAGGGGCUGUGGCUGUUAACCGUACCUGCAGGUUAUUCUGUACCGAACAGUGCCAUAAUGGAUGUUCAUAAACCCUGUGGGCCCCCCCCAGCAGUAUAUUAAUUCCCACCCGAAGGCAGCUUUGUUAAGUGGAUGAAAAACAUGUGAAUAGGAAGUCUACCUUUAAAAUAGUGUUAGGGAACUGCAACUGGAAUAUAGUAUAAUAAUUAUUUUUAUACAUGAUUGAAUGAGUAAAGGAUGUUUAAAACAUUUUAUUUUUAUAGGAUGAAAACUUUAUAAAAGAAAAUGGAUAUAAGGUGGACCAGUUUUUGAAUAUAGACAUUGAAUGGUGGCAUUAGUUUUCAUAUAGGGACCAGACAGCUACACUUGCCACGUGUUUUUGUACUGCCCACGAUCUAAAAUGGAUUUUUAUAUUUUUUUAUAUGAUUGGAAAAAGUUGAAAGACUGUUCCGAAAAGGAUGAAAAUAUGUGAGCAUGGACCUCAGUGUCUAGAAACAAAGCUCUGUUAGAACGCGGCCACGCUCAUUUACACUGCGGGCUGCUUCCUUGCCGCGGGGCAGAGUCGACUAGUCCGACACAGUUGCAUCGCCAACAGCUAACAUAGUUAUUAUGUAGCCCUUUUCAAACUUGUCAGUUCCUGUUGUGAAGAUAGUUUUCUUCAUCUACGGCAUGUAGCUCAUCAUUUGCUUCUGGCAGGCUUGACUGUAUUCUGGAUUCCUUUUGAUCACUCAUGUUUUGUUUGUACAGUGGAUUGCGAUCAUUUCAUUUGUCUUUUACUACUGCUCACAUAGACGUACCAGGAGCUACUAGUACUUCUUAAAAUACGCCUUUAGUCCUAAACUCUUGGAAGUAGCUGUUUGCAGUGAAAAUAAGGGUCUUCGGUCUGAGGGAAAAGAACCUGGCACUAACAUGUUAUACCUGUGAAGUAAAGGAGGAUAUAGGAGUUUGCUUUCUAUGUUGGUGGAUUAUCGGUUGCUUUCAACCUGUGUAACUACCUCCUCUGGAUAGCCCUGAUAAUGCACUUAGAGAAAGACUGGGAGCCGAGCCGGUCACUUAAUAACCUGCAGUGCUUUUUGUUGGCAUCACUUGGCAGACUCAGAGAGCUUAGUCAUUCACAGGGAAUUUGGUAACACUUACAAAAUUAAGUUGAAACGUAAAAUACCUGUUAUUAACUGCACUAAAUUGUAUAUAAAGUGCAGUUUUAUUUGAUCAUGUAAUAGUUCACACAAUGUCUGUAGCAGGUAGAGCUAUACUUUUAAAAGGUAUCUCUGGUUCAUUUUGACCAUUGAGGAGAAUCUGAUGCACAGUAAGACCUGUCAUGAAUUGAGUUGAUUGUUAACAUUUGCUAAUUGAAACUGGUUACUGCAACUUUUUUUUUUUUUUUUUUUU